Perkinsus marinus ATCC 50983 is the source of this 522-nucleotide messenger RNA. RefSeq lists its product as hypothetical. Lineage: Eukaryota; Perkinsozoa; Perkinsida; Perkinsidae. The transcript has 6 exons. The record is from RefSeq and is a predicted model, not a curated record. Gene Ontology annotation, biological process: protein transport. The coding region runs from base 1 to 522 and encodes 173 amino acids.
AUGAAAGCAUAUGAUCAUCUCGCCAUGCAGUGUCGGCUCCUGUAUGAGCGCAUGGCUGAGGUGAACGACUCGAAGGCGUGUCCGUCGGACCUAGUUGGUGUAGUUGGCACUAUUGUAUACGCGGCUGAGGUGUUGUUAGACUUGCCGGGUAGUGAGCAGCUCGUAGAGGUUCGGCGUCAACUGGGCCUCAAGUUUGGCGAGAAGUUCUCUCUUGUGGCGGUGUAUCAGCCCAAACGAUAUGAGGUGUUUGAUGUUAUCGAGAGAAUAGCUGUUGAGAACAAGAUUCUGUGGUUGCGGCCAGUAGAUAGCAAGCGACCACCGGACAUGUCAGCUCGUGUACGGGCUUCGAUUUAUAACUCUGCUGGCUCUCCAUCGCUUGUGGCUGGGGACUUGCCGGAUGAUGGCAAAUCGGAGACUAUCACCUAUAGGAGGUCGAUUGUGAAGCAGAGUAAUGCCUUGAUCUCGAUGGGGACGAAACCCCGCCUGCAUCACGCUUCGCUCCGCCUCUACCCUCACAUUUGA